UCAAUAUGGCUGCGAUCAGCUGUAACUUUUGCCCAGCGACGAAACGAGACGAUCAGCUGAAUUAACGAUAACAAAUAGUUUUAUGUAAGAAUGUAUACUUUUAUCACUAAAUAAUAUUGAAGUAUUUACAUUAAAAAUUUAACGAAUAUGAUAUUCCGAGUUAAAUUCUCGCCUAUGAAUAGAUUAUGUUCUCAUCAGACUUUACAGUUUGUCCCACGCCAUUCACCUGUUACAGAACACGAUGUCGAUCGGUUGCAAGAAUUUUUAGACGUACACAAACCGAUUUUAGUUUUGACUGGUGCGGGAAUAUCUACAGAAAGUGGAAUACCCGACUACAGAUCCGAAAAUACUGGUUUAUAUUCUAGAAGUACAAGCAGACCGGUUAUCUACAAAGAUUUUAUGAGUAGUGAAGCUGUUAGAAAACGUUAUUGGGCAAGAAAUUAUGUCGGUUGGCCAAGAUUUUCAUCCUUUCAACCAAAUACUACUCAUUUCGUUCUUACUAAAUGGAAAAAGAAUGGGAGUAUACAUUGGAUAAUAACACAGAACGUGGACAGGUUACAUCAUAAAGCCGGCUCGGAGCACGUAAUCGAAUUACAUGGAACAUCCCAUCAAGUGAAGUGUACAAAUUGUGGACAUAGUUUUUCUAGGUUUACCUUUCAGGAUGUUUUGAGUUCUUUAAAUAAUGUUCUGAGUUUUGAGACCGUGGAAGUAAGACCGGAUGGCGACGUGGAAUUAGAUAGUCGACUCGUAAGCGAUUUCCAAGUUCCAAAUUGUAAUAGAUGUGGUGGAAUUUUAAAACCGAAUAUAGUUUUCUUUGGUGAAAAUGUUCCGAUGGAUAGAGUUAAAUAUGCAAUGAGUAAACUAGAAGAAUCAAAAGCUCUUCUGGUGCUUGGUUCAUCAUUACAAGUUUAUUCUGCUUAUCGGUUCCUUCUUGCGGCAAACGAACAGAAGAAACCGGUUGCGAUUGUAAAUAUUGGACCGACUCGUGCCGAUAACAUUGCACUCUUGAAAUUAAAUAAUCGUUGUACCGAUAUUCUUUCAAGAAUUAAAAUCUGACUAAAGACAAUUAUUUCAUUUUAUUAUCCGUACAUUAAACUUAACUAUUGAAUGCCAAGCAAACAUAUUUCAUUUAAAAUAGUAAAAUGAGUAGAUAAAUUUGACAAGAUAUGAAAUUUUUUCUUUCUUCCGAUAUCUUCCUGUCAUCCGUGAUGAACUUGCAUAGGA
Centruroides sculpturatus (bark scorpion) is the source of this 1224-nucleotide messenger RNA. RefSeq names its product NAD-dependent protein lipoamidase sirtuin-4, mitochondrial-like. The record is from RefSeq and is a predicted model, not a curated record. The transcript is spliced from 3 exons. NCBI's taxonomy places the organism in Eukaryota, Metazoa, Arthropoda, Arachnida, Scorpiones, Buthidae. The coding region runs from base 148 to 1056 and encodes 302 amino acids. Gene Ontology annotation, molecular function: NAD+ binding; NAD-dependent protein lysine deacetylase activity.